GCGUUACCAUGGUAACGAUGUUUGAUUGUGGCUCACAACAUGCUUCUUAGGAAAAAUACCUGACAUUCUUGUAAUUUGUUACCUGUAGCAACUUGUCCAGAAAUGGAGAAAUUAGGGGAUAACAGUUCUAUGCUAUUCUAUACACACAGUUAGGUGCUUGUCUUGUACAUGGAGGACGAAGAAUUUAAUGCCGCAGAUAUCAAACAGGAACAAGCAAAACGAGAAGAACCAUUAGAUGAUUUACAAGCACAGGAGCAAGGGACAAAUGUGCAGGAGAUUAAUAUAGUACACGAAAUUCUGGCCUUAGCAGAAGAAAGAGAAAAUCUGAUAAAAAAUAAUAAAAUUCUACAAGAAAAAUUGUCAGUAUUCAUUAAGGGAUCUGCUGAAAAGGAUUAUUUUCAGAAAAUAGAUAUACCUUUGGAUGCGGACGAAGGAACAUUCCAUGAAGUUUUGGGAGAUAUAGAUACCAAAUUGAAUGAAAUUAUUACGUUUCAUGAGCAGAGUAAAAUUCAGCAAGAAGUUUUAAAAGAACAAAUAAAUGAAACACAAGAAAUUUUGAAAGAAUUAAAUGAGAAAUUCAGUCGGAUAAAAGAAACAGUGGCUCUACAAUCCAUAAACAGCAAAACAGGAGAACGUUUUAGUGAAGAAGAAGUUAAAGCACUUUUAAGGAAGGAAGAGGAAGUACAGAAAAGUCUGCAAGAAUUCCAAACUGAAACCAUCAAAAAAAGACAUAAUUUAAAUGUCGCAACAGAAAAGAAGAAAAAUUUGGCUGAAGGAACUCUUGAUUUUGCAGAGUAUGAAGUGAUGUGCAUUGAAAUUGAUAAUAAUACAGAAGCAAUUCAGCAAAUAAAAAAGAAAAUAAGAGAUAUUACCAGAAAAGGGUCAAACAUAGUAAAAAUAUUGAGUCACCUGCCACAGAAGUUGUAUUUGGCCCAGAAUACCAGAUUGCUUGUGGAAGAAAAAGUAAAAUCACUGGAGGAUGACUUAAAAAAAGCACGAAAUCAGCUAUUUACUGAAAAAAUGGAAUAUGCUAAAAUGAAAGAGAAGAGUAAGGAACUUCAGUACAAAUCUGCACUUUUGCAACAUCCAAAACUUUUAGAGGACUACAAGAAUGUUAAAGAAGAAAAUGAAGAAAUACAGAAACAUUUAACAGAACUAAAAUUAGCUUAUGCAAAUACAUUAAAGAUCAUAGAACACUAAUUAUAAAAAUAUUUAUUUUUAGUAGUCCUAAACAACAUUUUUCUUCCUUAUCCAAUACCUGGAUGUGAUUAGAAUUUUAUAAUUAAGAAAAAAAAACUGUCUGCUCAAAAGCUAUUUCAUACUGGAUAAGAGAAAAUUAUAAUGAUGUACUGAAACAACAAUGAAUAUUUAAUUUUUAAAAUUAUGUGUUUAUAAAUUACAAUGGUUCUUUUACUUCACUGUAUAUUUUAGCUAAAAGAAGCAUAUACAUUUGUGAAAUUUCUUUUGAAAACAAUUACUUCUCUCUUCAACAAGCCUUCAAUAACUCAUUUAAAUAUCUUCUUCUUUAGAACUUACUAUACAAUAUCUUCACAGCACAGCCAUACUUUCUACUCUACAGCACUGCUUGACAGUUCUAUGAUGUUAUUGAAUUCCUAGGACUGAUUCUUAAUAUUUAAAUUAUUAAAGCCUUUAUUAACAUA
This is a messenger RNA of Stegodyphus dumicola, 1661 nucleotides long. RefSeq lists its product as uncharacterized. Gene Ontology annotation, cellular component: axoneme; ciliary basal body. Gene Ontology annotation, biological process: cilium assembly. The record is from RefSeq and is a predicted model, not a curated record. NCBI's taxonomy places the organism in Eukaryota, Metazoa, Arthropoda, Arachnida, Araneae, Eresidae.